AUCUGUCUGCGCUUAUCUUCUGCAGCCUUCACAUUGACAUUUGGAGCAUGUGUGAAUGAGGCGGCGGCGCGCGGACCUGCCAUCCCUGAAACAUCGGGGGUAGGCGAAGUGACACAGCAAUUCCCACGAUGUAUUUUUAAUUCACUAGUCUCUUCUGUGAGGAAUUGUCUAAUACAAGUGAAGUAAUCAUGACAUCGGUUUGGAAGAGACUUCAGCGCGCUGGAAAAAGAGCGUCGAAGUUUCAGUUUGCCGCGUCCUUUCAAGAACUCACCGUAGAGUGCACUAAGAAGUGGCAGCCAGACAAACUGCGAGUGGUUUGGACCAGGCGAAACAGACGCAUCUGCACCAAGCUUCAUGGCUGGCAACCGGGUAUCAAGAACCCAUACAGGGGGACUGUGGUUUGGCAGGUUCCUGAGAGUGUGGACAUCACAGUCACUCUUUUUAAGGAUCCAAAUGCAGAUGAAUUUGAAGACAAAGACUGGACAUUUAUCAUAGAGAAUGAAACAAAGGGUCAACGAAAAGUUUUAGCGUCAGUGGACGUGAACAUGAAGAAGUAUGCGAGUGCAACCCCGGCUCAGUUUGACCUGGCGCUUACAUUAAAGCCUCUGUCUGUGAAAGUGCUGGAUGCCAAUCUUAAACUCACCCUGUCCUGUGUCUUUCUGAAGGAGGGCAAAGCUACUGAUGAAGACAUGCAAAGUCUGGCGAGUCUGAUGAGUUGGAAGCAGUCUGAUAUUGGAAACCUGGAUGACUUCAAUGACAGUGAUGAAGAGGAGGACAAAAGACUGAGUGCAGCAGUGAAAAUGGCCACAGCAGUAAUAGCUCCUCUUCCUCCUGCUAGGAGAAUACAUGACAAGGCCUGGAGACCUGCUGUAGACACAGGUCCCUCUGACACAGCUCAUUCUGAACCGGAUCGGAUGAGUUGUUCCUUCAUUACACCUAACGUUCCUCUCCAGUACCGCCCCCUGUCAGUCACUGCUCUUGACCCUUCUGCCCCGCCCCUCUCCACUUCCUGUGUCCAACCCCUCCGUGCUGCCGGCAGUCUCCCGCAGACACGCCCCUCCCCAUACGCCUUCACUAUACCUGCAUUCACACGCGCUCAUCCACCUGCCCUGCCCAAAAUCUUCCAUCCGCCGACUGGCUCAGUUGCUGUAUCUGUCACUCAAAGGCCGUCAGGAGGUCUUGCUAACUCUGAGUUACUGGAGAGCAGUCGCUCUGCUGAGGGCAGUGCAGUCCCUCUCCCGCGGCCCCUCUCUUUUCUUCCCGGGAUUAGCACACCCUUCUCUCUUUCCUCUUCUUCUGCUCAAUCCUCCUCAUCCCCUCAGCAGACCCCUCUACCUGAUGUAACCCAGACAGCCACUCUAUCUGCUGCUCGUAGCAAGACCUGGAGACCUCACAGCUUCCCCUCUUCACGCUCCUCCCCUUCUGUUUUUGACCCCUCCUCCUUUGAAUUUGGCUCCUCCCCUCAUGAUUCAAUGACUGUACCUGCACCACGGCCCUCAAAAAUAUAUCGUGCCUCAUUGGCUGAGCCAGGCUCCGCCCUCACAAAGCCUACGAGCAUGCCCUCUGCCACUGAGACAGCAUCUUGGCAAAAAGAGUGGAGGUCUCCCAAGCUGCACCCCACUCUGUGUCCUGCUCCCUUCACCUCUGCAGAACAUAUUAACCAGCAGCGUCAUCCAGCCUCAAUUAAUCCCUCUCUGCCUGCACAAACUUCUCCCUUAAUGAAUGCCCCCCUUCCCACAUUGUCUUCAUCCCAUGUGCUUCCUCAACCAAUGGAUAUUUCCACUAUUACUUCCAAUCCUGGUGUAACAUCUCCCAGUGUUGCUCCUUCAGAGAUGCUCAGCACCGAGUCUGUCUCUACUUCUUGCUCUCAAACCCUGUCAGCUGCCAUCCUCCCUCCUCCUUCAGCAUCAUUGGUUUCUCUCUCUAUUGCUCCUACUGCUUCAUCUAGUUCUUCAUCCACCCCUUAUCCCUGUGUUUCUACUCAUCUUGCUGUUUUUGAUGCUCCUCUGUGUUCCUCUCCUGAUGUUGGUCCUGUGGUCACAGCAUCUAUUGUCUCUGAGCCAGAGCCUCUCCCAGAGUUCCAGACGUCCGAAUGGAGACAUCAGGUUGUGCCCACAGUGAUUAGACCUAAUGUGCGCAGGCCAAUAGCCCCUUCUCCUGUAGAUGCCCUUAACUCUCCUUUCUAUACCUCUCCUUUCAUUCUUCCUUCACCCUCUUCCAUGAUCCCUGACCCCCACAUUUAUACCCAAACAACCACUGUAGCCCCUGUUAUUGCCUCCAUUUCAGUCCCUUCCUCUGACUCACUCACAGAGAAACACAGACAGUUAAGUGUAUUAGCAGAGGAGGAAUAUCCCAAUACUGUGUGUACUGCUGAUGAGGAUGCAAACACAAAACCUUCAGAUGUUCCUCAAAACCAUGAACCUCACCCUCGCAGAGCCGGAGUCAUCAGUAUAGCCAACCAAAGACCAAACAUGGAGCUCACUAUGAACAAGCAACGGCCUGUUUUUGGACUUGAGGUUGUACGGCCUGCAAGAAGACCAGAGAGCAUGACCUCUCUGCUGCCCACUGACCAUACGUCACCCAAUGUCACUGAUGUCACACAUUUUGAGCUGCCAAAAUCAGAGCUGUCUGAUACAGAUAGAGUAUCCACUCCUGCAGCCCUCGAAACUGUCCCAAAACCUGCUGAAGCCCCUACAUUCGUCGCCCCAUUAACUGAGAUCCAGGUCAAUCAGUCAGAGAAUUCACAGAGCUCUGCUGAGCUGGCCGUUUUACACUUAGCUGCACAUGAGCAGACAGAAGACAAGAUGAUUCCUUGUAAAGACAAGACAGAGUUGUUUCAAAGUAGUUUUCAACCAGCGGAAAUACAAGAGCAAGAUGUCAGCCCAGAAUCUGUGCCACAGCCGCUCUCAAGUCCAGAAAUGUCCCAGGCAGAUCACAUUGAUGAAGGCGCCAAAAGCAUGGCCGCUUUGCUGCCCUCUUGCCCAAAAGUGUCCCAUUCUCCUUGGUCACCAUCCAUAUUGGCUGAUGAUACAGUUGAAAAUCAAAAAGGAGACUUGUUUGUAGAUGGACUACCUAGAAUGAACCAGGAAUUCAGCGUUCUACCCAUCUGCAAGAAAGCAUAUGAAGGAGAAGAGGCUAAUGUCGACAGCUCUCCAUCUUCUUUUCCCAGCAUGAUAUAUCUUCUUCCAGCCUGUCCGAAAACUGCUUUUGUACCUGGGAUGCCAUCUGUAAUUUUUCAAGACAAUAAGUGGCCUUGGGAUGGGUCUGUGAAGGUACUGAAAGAGUACCUUCAAAAAGAGAAACCAGCAAAACUUAUUCAAGAUAUGGAUUGCUCAUUGUACGAUCGGAGCACUGUGGAACAUAUGAUAUCACAACAUUUAACUUGCCCAAGAACUGCCAGCAUCCCUGGAUUCCCAUCUUUGCCUUUCAAUAUGGUCAGUCUUCUACCAUUAUGUCCAGAUUUAUCUGUAGUUCCAGGUUUUCCUUCAAGAUAUCCAAUCAUUUGGACAGAUGAAAUCUGGCCUAAAGAGAAUUUAGUAUAUUAUUUGAAGAAAAGUAAGGAACAAAUUUUGCCAAUGUCUUCAAUGAAGAUCGAUUUUGAAACCGCAAGAAAUAUGGUUUCAUUGAGGUCAUCUUGUUCAGCGGCACCCAAGAUUUCGGGAUUUCCAUCUGCUCCAAAACCAGUUACACCAAGUAUGGUCAAGAUUUCAUCAUGUUGUCCGAAUGUUUCCUGCAUUGCUGGAUUUCCAUCUGCAAAAGAGCUUGCCAGUCAAAAUAUUAUCCAACAAUGGCCAUCCAACAAUGAAUCAUCUCUGAUAAUAGCACAAAAGAACCAGUCCAGUUUGCCUCAAGCUGUAAACAUAUUAAAAGAGGAUCAGUUAACAGGUAUGGUGAACUUAGUACCAUCUUGCCCAAGAAAAGCAAGGACUCCUGGUUUCCCAUCUGCACCAAAACGAAAACUAGACAUUACAUUCUGUAUGACAAAACUCCUACCUUCAUGUCCAACAGCCUCUUGUGUCCUUGGAAUAACAACUAUACAAAUUCUUGCAAGCACAUCAGAUUCACUUAAGAAGUGGCCAAAGGACAUUAAUCCAUUUUGGGUGAAGACGCUAGAAUCUCAGCCAUGUCAUUUAAUCUGUCCAUAUCCAGCUCAGUAUGAAGUUACAGUUUUUAACAAUAUGCUGUCAUUGAUACCAUCUUGCCCUAGAAAAGCAAGUACACCUGGAUUUCCUUCUGCACCAUGGCUCAUGCCUAAAACACAAAUAAUAUCUGGUACUCUGUCAACAUGCCCACAGACAGCUAAAACUCCAGGCUUCCCCUCUUUAGUCCCAAGCGAAAUUGAUAAGGCUUUGGUAAAUAAUUGGCCUUUAAAGGAGAAAGGUUUUUUUGUGAGAAGUUGUUCGCCAAUGUCCACAUCUGAGAGGUUAAACAUUGCUUAUCAGGACAAAGAGAGUUUUAAAGAAAUGUAUGCUAUUUUGCCAAGUUGUCCAGUGAAAGCAAAUGUUCCUGGAUUUCCAUCUGCACCAAAGCCCAAAUUAAUGCUUCAUCUUGUCCCUUCUUGCCCAACAGUCUCAAAUGUACCUGGGAUGCAAUCAAGCAUAAUAUCUGAAGUGGAAUUACAAUGGCCUGAAAAUGAAAGGCCAUUAUGGGUUAAACAAUUAAGCAGAAAGUGUCAGUCCAUGCACACCGUUCCACCUCAGUACGGAGAAAUUAAUAAAGCCAUCACUAGGGAUAUGGUAGCUUUGCGCCCAACUUGUGCAACCAGUGCUAAAUUACCUGGCUUCCCAUCUGCCCCAAGACUAAAAACUGAGAAGGCACCAGAUAUGGUUUCCCUCAUGCCAUCUUGUCCGCGUUUUACAAAAGUAUUAGGUAUGCCAUUUGUUGAUUUGGGAAAUGAAGCAAUGGAUUCAAGUGCAUGGCCACUGGAUGCAAAGCAACUGUACAGGAGAACCUCAAGGGAUGAGUCUGAUAUGGUAUGUUCUUCCUUAACAAACUUGAAUCAAACAAAUGACAAUCACCUGAAUUUUCACAUAGAAGACAUGGCUAUGAUGAUGCCAUCCUGUGCAAAGCAGUCCAAUGUACCUGGGUUUCCAUCCACAUAUUCAGAAUCUCCACAUAUUCUUUAUCAGACAAAUAAUAGUCGAGCAUUUACAGAAGAUGUUGGCCAUAAACAAGAAACUUCAACUGUGCUUGCUUCAGCAGACAUCGAAAUAGACCUGUUCAGUGCAAACAAGUCUGACAGUAGUUUUGCAUUAGAGAAGACCAAGGAGAAUGUCAACUUUUGGGCAAGUUGUGAGGAAGGACAAAAGGGAAUUCUGGAGAGGGGGAAAAUGCAUUUCAGAAUGUGGCACUCCAUACCAGACAUGCCACUAUUACUGACUGUUGAGGAGAGCUGUCAAAGCGUAAGUGCUCAGAUUCCACCUUCUGAAAAUUACGGAAACACUCUGACUGAAAACGUGGAGGUGGAUGAAGGUAUAUUAUGCGGAUCACAAGACAUAACAGAACAGUUUGCUGAUGCUUUAAAGAAAGAAGAAGAGACUACAGAAGAUCACAAUAGUCUGGUCCCUUCUACAACAAAAGAUUGGCCUACAGGACUGCAACAAGAAUGUGUACCCAACAUGGUAGAUCUUCUUCCAUCAUGUCCACUGUUCUCAAGAGUUUUUGGAUGUCCAUCUAGAGCGCUUUCAAGCAUAUGCAAAACAGACAUAAUCAACUGGCCUACUGAUUUAAGUAUAAUUUGGGAAGAACCAUGUAAAUCAACAAAAAAUAUUUUGUUAAUGCCAUACUUGGACAAAUCCCCCUAUGAUGCAAAUAUGGUGUCCCUGGCAGGCACAUGUCCAAAUGAAGCAAGAAUUCCUGGCUUUCCAUCUGCUAAAAGACUCACAGAGGCCCCAUGUCCAUCUUGCCCAGAAACAUCCAUUGUUGUUGACACAUCUUCAGAGACCUUAGUUCCAGAGGAACAGCAUCAUCAGGAGUGGCUGAGCAUUGAACCAUCAUUAUUGCAAGAACUUCCUGAGCCAAAGCCAGUUUUAGACAUCGAUAGCCCAGUUGAGUGUUCAGAGAUGGUGAUGGUCACAGUGCCAUCCUCAACUCUUAAUUUCCCAUCUGCAGCAAACAGUGAAGAAAUAAUUACUCAAUCAUGUGAAGAAUUAGAUCUUCAAGAGUCUAUAAUUGCUGAAUCUAAACUAAGGGACGAUUCCAGGCCUGUGAAUGAGAUAUUAAACUUCAUAUCAGAAAACACUGCACAAAUUCCAGAUUCUAUCCCUGAAACCCAAAUCGAGCCAAAUAUGUUGGAGUUUCUUCCAUCCUGCCCGGUGCUUUCUAGAAUCCCUGGAUGUCCAUCUCUAAGAGUCCUUGAAGGCACAGAGUGCAUUACUGAUCAAUCAAUAAUCUUAUGCAAUUUAUUCAAAGAUAGACAGACUGAUAUUUUCGACCCCAGUAAAGAUGAAAAAGACUCACAGAUUAUAGCUCUGGCACCAACGUGCCCACAAGCAUCAUGUAUUCCUGGCUUUCCAUCUAGACCACAUCCUAAGUCACAGAUGGAGCCGAACAUGCAAAACAUUUGUCCCUCUUGCCCAAAGGUUUCACAUAUAGCUGGUUGUCCGAGCAUCCAGAUCCCAAAGACGUCCAAUUGGCCUAUGAGUACAGUCAUUUUGUGGUCAAGUCAAUUAAAGAAACCUCCUGUUGUUUUGGACAUGGACAAGAUGUGCAAAGAAAACAGUCAUAGAAUGUUUGCUCUGGCACCUACAUGUCCAUCAGUGGUCUGUGCUCCUGGUUUUCCAUCUGUGCCCGAACCAAUAAUGCUACACAUGCUUCCAGCUUGCCCGGAGAAAUCUAAUGUUAUUGGAUUUUCUUCUAAAAGAGAGCAUUUAGAUUGGUCCGUUGACAAGGAAACAUUGUGCAAUGUAUCUUUUAAAAAGCAACCUGUUGUUGUUAUUGACAGAGUAGAUUCGCUCAAUGAAUUAACUGAAAUAAUGUUUGCAUUGGCUCCAACCUGUCCAUCAAAGGCAAGAAUACCAGGAUUCCCAUAUGCACCUAGUCGCAAAGUUACACUUCCUCCUAACAUGGUUGGUCUUCAUCAGUGUGUUCCGAAGACUUCAAGAAUUAUGGGAUUCUCAUCAAGUGAGAGAAUAAACACAGGAGUAUGGUUUGCAGAUGAAAUGCCCCUGUUGGAGAGGCCAUUGAGAACAAGAUCAGAACUGCUUAUCCAGUUUAAUUCAGCAAAUCCAUAUGAGGAAAUAGACAAAUAUAUUUUGCAGAGGAUGUUUACACUAGUGCCCACCUGCCCCAGAGAAGCACGCAUACCUGGUUUUCCCUCUCUACCUCAGGUUAAAGUACAGGAAUUCUAUCUCAGUAAAGAACCAGACAUAGUCAGCCUUUUUCAUUCUUGCCCAGUGGUUUCUUUUAUCAUAGGUGUUCCUACAGUAAAAUCUAUGCCCAUAGAAGAGUCUCAAGAAAGAAUAUGGUUUGCUCAGAAGCCCUUAUGGGUCAAACCUCUUAAAGAAAGACCACUUUUUUCUUUAAGCUGUACAAAGGAUUAUGAAGAAUAUUCAAAAACUAUGUUCUUACUUACUCCUACCUGCCCCAAUAAGGCCAGCAAUUAUGGAUUUCCAUGCUUGGAAAGGCUAAAAAAAGAAGAGUACAUGAUGACAGAUGUCUUGCCACCUUCUUCAGAGGCUCCAUUCUCUGCGACCGAUGAAAUAGAAUUCAAUAACCUGGUCACUGAAGUACCAUGUUCCCCAGUUGAAGCAAGGCUUCCUGAUUUCCCACAUGCUUCUACAUGUGCAAUUUUUCCAUCAAGUCCAAUCCAAGAACACACUGAAUUUGAAGUCAAAUUUACCCAAUACAUAGAAUCAGAAAGGAAUCAAACACUGGACAUAACAGGAACUGAAGUAGGAAGUUUUCAUGAGAUGCCCUUGGUUGAAGGUAUUGAAAACCAUCAGGAGAAGUUUCUUCCAGAAGAGCAACAUGUCGGGGAGCAGUCUACUAGUAAAAUCCAUGAUACCGCAGAGCCAGGAGAGACUGCUAUAAUGUUAGGAUGGGAGGUUUUGGAGGCAGAUGAUACUUCCACAGAAAAAGAAGAAUCUUCUGGUCUUGUUAAGAGUAUAGUUGAUGUCUUUCACAGAGGUUAUGAGACAGUUGCAGCAAUAUUGCAGCCCUCUAGCUCUGGAUCGGUCACGGACACUUUAGAUCCUCUCAGCAGCCUUUCAUCUUCUGUGGAUCCUGAGGGCAGCGGGACUCGCAUGGCCAGUGGAUGUGAUUAUUCAUUGGAAGGGCCCGUGCAGGCAGCAGAGCCUGAGGUGUUCGAUUCUGCUGAACCCUACAUGUGGCGUUUGGUUAGUGGUUGUUCAGAAACAUCGCUGUCAUCAAAAGAGACUGAAAGCUGGUUUGUUGAAGAUGAAGAAUUUUGCCUAAUGAGGAAGUGGCCCCCCUUGACGGAGGCUGACCUUCAUGAGAUAACUAAAGAAGAGGACAACACACGUGUUGAAGAGGGUACAACUUCUGUUCAAGAGGAAGCUGGUAAUGAUGAGAUUGUGACAGAAAGUAAAGUGUUUGAGACAUUGAAGGAUGAGGUGUCAACCACACUAUUUCGAGAGGAGGGGCCACAACAUCGUAUUGUGCACGAAGUCUCUCUUUUCAUCCAACGGACUAAGGACGAAUUGCUGUGUGAAGAAAAAACACCUAUGUCUUUACCGUCUUUAAAAAACCCUUAUAACCCAAAGACUAUCGCAGAACAGACUGCUGUUUCAGCUUCAAAAGAACCUUUGCCACCAAGAAGGACCAAGAGGCAAGAUAUUCUUCAAGAGCUAGUUUCCAAUCCAGCUGAGCCAAAUGCUCAGAGAGCUAACACCUGUGUCAUAAAACAAACUGAACAUUAUUCUCAAAGUACUUCACACAAUGUACAGCCAGGUACAGCACUCACCACCAUCCAAAGUUCUUCAGCUAUGGCAGAUGAAGGUACAUUUCUAGAAAUGGAUGUACCUGUCCCAUCGUCACGGACCAAAAAACGCCAAAGUGCUUCUUUUCCUGAUGAUACCUCAGUGAUAGAAGCAGCAGAAAAGUUAUCCAAAAUUGAGAUUUGUUCACCAGUACCCAAAGAGAAGCCCACACCCCAAGAAAUAAUAGCAUCAUGUCAUGGCAACAAUGGAGAAAAUGUUCCCCUAUUGCCUCCAAAAGUCACACAAUUAUGUGCUCCUCAGAGGCAGAAGAGUAAAGCUCAAACCAGCAAUGUUGAUGAAGUCAGUGAAGAGUUUGAAAUAAAGAACACAUUGUCUUCUGUCGUCAACAAUAUGUCUCAGUCUGAAGAGGCAAGAAAGACCCAAGCUGCUCUUCAAAAAGAAGACCAUCAGGAUUCCAGUCUGCCAGUGGCUAUGCCACGUUCAAAGAAACGUUUCAGUGGUUCUUUUCCAGAUGAUCUUUCAGCCCCUUCAUCCACCCUUGCGUCUCAAGCAGAUUCAGACAACAUUGUUCCCCAACCAGAAGACCGUGAAGAUUCAAUUCUGCCAAUCCCAGUGCCACGUGUGAAGAAACGUCUCAGUGGUUCAUUUCCAGAUGAUCUUCCAGCCCCUUCAUCCACCCUUGCGUCUCAAGCAGAUGCAGACAACAUUGUUCUCCAAACAAAAGACCAUCAAGAUUCAAGUCUGCCAGUCCCAGUGCCACGUGUGAAGAAACGUCUCAGUGGUUCAUUUCCGGAUGAUCUUCCAGCCCCUUCAUCCUCCCUUGUGUCUCAAUCAGAUUCAGACAACAUUGUUCUCCAACCAGAAGACCGUGAAGAUUCAAUUCUGCCAAUCCCAGUGCCACGUGUGAAGAAACGUCUCAGUGGUUCAUUUCCAGAUGAUCUUCCAGUCCCUUCAUCCACCCUUGCAUCUCAAGCAGAUUCAGACAACAUUGUUCUCCAAACAAAAGACCAUCGAGAUUCAAGUCUGCCUGUCCCAGUGCCACGUGUGAAGAAACGUCUAAGUGGUUGUUUUCCAGAUGAUCUUCCAGCCCCUUCAUCCACCCCUGCGUCUCAAGCAGAUUCAGACAACAUUGUUCUCCAAACAAAAGACAAUCAAGAUUCAAGUCUGCCAGUCCCAGUGCCACGUGUGAAGAAACGUCUCAGUGGUUCAUUUCCAGAUGAUCUUCCAGCCCCUUCAUCCUCCCUUGUGUCUCAAGCAAAUACAGACAACAUUGUUCUCCAACCAGAAGACCGUGAAGAUUCAAUUCUGCCAAUCCCAGUGCCACGUUCAAAGAAACGUCUAAGUGGUUUUUUUCCAGAUGAUCUUCCAGCCCCUUCAUCCACCCUUGCAUCUCAAGCAGGUUCAGACAACAUUGUUCCCCAACCAGAAGACCAUCAAGAUUCAAGUCUGCCAGUCCCAGUACCACGUGUGAAGAAACGUCUCAGUGGUUCAUUUCCAGAUGAUCUUCCAGCCCCUUCAUCCACCCUUGCAUCUCAAGCAGAUUCAGACAACAGUGUUCUUCAAACAAAAGACCAUCAAGAUUCUAGUCUGCCAGUCCCAGUGCCACGUGUGAAGAAACGUCUCAGUGGCUCAUUUCCAGAUGAUCUCACUGAUCCCUUGACUUGUCCACCACCUCCUGUAGAUUCACUUGAUGUAGAAGUCCUUCCUCUCUCAGAAAAUAAACAAUGUUCUGGUGAAGUGCCCACACAGGUAAGGGCAGAAUCAGGGAUGGAGAGCCUUGAGGUUUCAACCACCACAAUUGCAAAGGAACUAGAGAUAAACAGAAAGGAGUCUGAUUUAAACCUCAUUGGGCAGAUAGUUCCUGAUGUGGCAGUUAACAGUGAAAUACACAAGACUGGUGCUCCACUUGGUGAACAUUGUGAGGACAUUGGGGAGAAGUCUCCUGUGAAAGAGCUACAAAUUGAAAAAGAUCAAAGUGUUGAGGACAAAAAGGAUGCUGUACAUUCUGGAGAUGAUGAGGUUGAUUUGAGCAUGGACACAGUAGAUGACACAUGUGUUGUCUUAGAUGUGUCCAGACAAGAAGCAGCUGAAGAUUCCUCAAGUUUUCCUGUUCCAGUGCCUCGUGUGAAGAAACGUUUAAGUGCCUCUUUCCCAGAAGACAUCUCCAUUUCCAGUUCCUCAUCAGCCAAUCAGCUUGAGGCUUCAGAAAAGGCCAAUAUUGAGCCCACAGUGCCUGUUCGUAAUAAACGAAGAGCUGCAGCAGAUGCCAUGGACGUUCAGGGAAGUUCCACAGCUCACACAUCGCCAACCAAUGAAAUAGAGAUUAUGACCUUGGUGAAUUCAAGUCAGUCUUUGUUGGAAUGGUGCCAAAAGGUCACACAAGGUUACAAGGGUGUGCGAAUCACAAACUUCAGCACCUCAUGGAGAAACGGCCUUGCUUUCUGUGCCAUCCUGCAUCAUUUCCAUCCAGAUAAAGUGAAUUAUGAAAUGCUGGAUCCGUAUGACAUUAAACGCAACAACAAGAAGGCAUUUGAUGGCUUUGCUGAACUGGGCAUCUCCAGGCUGAUAGAGCCCUCUGACAUGGUGCUGCUGGCAGUGCCCGACAGGCUAAUCGUGAUGACGUAUCUCAACCAGAUCCGCACCUAUUUCAUGGGCCAGGAGCUCAGUGUCAUUCAGAUCGAGAAGAACAGCAGCGAGUCCAGUUAUGCUGUUGGUGAAAAGAGGGAGGAAGCUGAUCCUGAAGCCGCUGCUCGCUACUGUGCCGAAAGGCUUCAGAGCAGCGGAAUCACUUUAGAGACGAAUGGAAGCUUCCCUGAAAGGGAGGGAAAGGCUGGUGGUUUGGUGCCACCUCCAAGAACCAAGCGAACGCCGGGCCAGAGCCAGGCUGGAGAUUCAGGGGCUGCUCAGCCUCUGGUGGCACCACCUAGAACUCACUCCUCAAAGGCUUUUUCUCAUGUCAAGGAUGCAGAUCUUGUAAGAAAACGCAGAUCAAAGCUGCAGGGGAAGUCACUGGAUGAGCCAGAACCACACGAACAGCAGAGCGGUACAGAGACUGCAUCAGUCCAAGCAGAAACCGAGGCAGCGAGAGGAGGUUCAGCGUCACAAAUUGUUGAAGCAGCAACUGCAGGAGAAAACCAGGAUAUCAGUCAAUAUGUGCUCAGUGAGAUACAGGCGCUGGAGGCUGAACAGAAGCAGAUCGAUUGCAGAGCAGACACUGUGGAGAGGAAACUCAGAAGACUUAUGGAAUCUGGUAGUGAUCGUGUAGAAGAAGAGACACUGAUUCAGGAGUGGUUUACCCUGGUCAACAAGAAGAAUGCUUUGAUCAGAAGACAAGACCAUCUACAGUUACUACAAGAAGAGCAAGGUUUGGAGAGGAGGUUUGAGCUGCUGAAGAAAGAACUUCAAGAUCUAAUGGCUGUGGAAGAAUGGAAGAAAACCCAGGCUCAUAAAACCAGAGAGCAGCUGUUGUUGCAGGAGCUGGUGUCUUUAGUCAACCAGAGGGACGAGCUUGUGCAUGACAUUGAUGCCAAAGAGAGAGGGGCUCUUGAAGAGGACGAGAGGUUGGAGAGAGGUCUAGAAAUGAGGCGCAGGAAGUAUGGAAGUCGGAAAGAGAAGUGUGUGUUGCAGUGAGGGAUGCUGUGCACCUGCUUUUAUACAGGACCGUCCCUUUAAACACUGUGCUGAUGGACUAUUGAGGUGUGUGUGGACCAGAUUACAAUAAAUGACAAGUAGACUGUGACUAGAUGAAUCUUCAGUCCUCAUCAAGCAGCAUGAAUGCUCAUUUCGGGUGAAUUAAGAGUUGUUAACUUUUAGAGACAUUUUAGUCUCCGAAUAUUUUGUUUGAAAAAUUUAAAUAGACAGUUAGUCAAAAGUGUCCUGUAAGCACUUCUUGUUUUAUGUUUUCAGUAAAAAAUAAUAUACAUGUGGCCUUUGCAGUGUUAUUUACUUCAUUGUUUAACUUGUGUGUACAAGUCAGUUGCUGCACAGUGAUUUUAAGAUAUCUCAUAUCAAAGCUACGUAGAAUAUAAGUUUGCAGAGUUUGAAAGAAGGAUCAGGCAAUUUUAAAAGACAUUGCUCCGUUACAUGGAGAUUUUGUUCUGUUCUGUUAUGCAAUUCAAAUGUUUAACUAACCUAAAUAAAUAAAUGUCAACAACACAGACAACAUUUUGCACAAAAUUUCUCCAUAUAUUAUGACCCCUCUCCAAAUACUGUUAAAGGGGUUGUCUGUUCUAUUUUAAGAACCCUACUUUAAUAUCACAUGACUUAUAAAAUGCAUAGAAUUGGUCAAAGAGAGCGUGUGCAUGCACUUUGAGUGUUAGCAUUUUAGUUUUAAAAUAUCUGAAUAAAAAAAAAAUUUUUUUUAGGAUUAUAAUUAGGCCUAUAUAACAUAAUCUUUCAUCCUUGAAUGGUACAGAAUGCAGAAGCAGAUACUCUCAGCAGUGAAUAAGCACUUCAAGAAUUUCUCCCUUAAAGUGUGUGUGUGAUGGUUAUUUUUGAGUGACUGGUUGUUUUAGAGAUUGUCAGCUCUUUGCAUUGAUAUUAUCUGUUUACACUUUGUUUGAAAUGUUAUUAGUUGAUGUUAUUUGUAUUGGUUGAACAGUGAAUUGCUUUUGAGACAUCCUGAUGUCAGCUAACACACUACAGCUGACAUGUCUUUGGGAAAUAAAAUUGUUUUUAAGAUUCUG
Ctenopharyngodon idella (grass carp) is the source of this 13585-nucleotide messenger RNA. It is a transcript of the gene ehbp1l1a, whose product is annotated as EH domain binding protein 1-like 1a. Lineage: Eukaryota; Metazoa; Chordata; Actinopteri; Cypriniformes; Xenocyprididae. Gene Ontology annotation, molecular function: protein binding. The transcript has 33 exons. The coding region runs from base 189 to 12530 and encodes 4113 amino acids. The record is from RefSeq and is a predicted model, not a curated record.